AUGGUCAAAGGAUAUGCAUCCUCAGUUUAUAGUCUCAAAAGCACAAGAAGUGCAAAGAGCGGUAAAUCCUUUCUUUCCUUAUCAGAAUCAUCCACAGAUUCUUUAUGGAGAAAUAUUAAAAAUUGGAUUCCUUCUUACAGCAGAAAAAAGAAGAGCGAUAAUGAUUCGAUAAGCACAUCAUCUUUUACUUCAAUCAAUCGGUUGAAAAGGUUAUUUAACAAUAAACAGAUAUCCCCUCGUGCAAGCUUUGACAUGGAAGUCUCUACAGAAGAUUCAAUAUUAGAAACAAGUUCGACUUUAAACUCAACUGGACCUGUUGGCAUCCUGAUUAAUAGAGAAAAAGAUUCAGAAGAAGCGAUAAAAGAAAGAAGAGAAAGAAGAAGACGUAAAAGAAGAGAAAAUAUGCUAAAACACUAUCACACAGUGGAUCACGAAUGUUCCUCUUCGUCUUCUGACACUUUACUGACGCCACAAAAUGAAGUUUCCUUUCAGAUGAAUGACCCAAGAAUCAUGUUUUUAGAACCAAGUCCAGUACCAAGGUUUCGUAAUGUAGCGCCUCCACCUCCACCUUCACCGCCUUAUAUGAACAUAAUCAUUGACGAAGAGUUGAGUAAUAAUAAUAAUGAUAUCAUUAGCAUCAUUCAACCCUUUGAGGAUGACUCAACACCUACUAUCCUGACGCCCAAGAGUAUUAUCAAUCAAACCAAACAGAGCUCAAACGAGUAUUCGACGGAUGAACAUGAACGACGUAUUUCAUUACUUAUCGAAUCACUCAAAUUGAAUCAAAACAAAAAGAAAUACAAGCUUUAUUUCCAUGAGCCUUAUUUUAGAGGGCAAACACUAAGACUAUCACUUGAAAACACAAUACCAGAAGACCACAUUAUCCUAUUCAAAUUUUUGACAACCAACACAAAUAAUAAAGUGGAAAGGUACUUUGUUAGGCCGAGCGCAGGCAAAAUAGUCGACUCAAGUGAGACAGAUAUCAUGAUCUUUUUAAAUCAAAUUCCACCUCAACAAACAAAGGAUACCCUCAUGAUCCGCUGGGCUGUUGUUCAAAGAAAUACUGAAAUAGAGGCAUGGCUAAACAAGCUGCCCGAGUCAACAAGAAGAAGAUGGAUUGAUAUGUUGGAUGAGCAAUGGCCAAACCAAGUGACAAUAAAACUAACAAAAAUAAAGGUUGAAUUUGUUUAA
Molecule: messenger RNA, 1191 nt
Organism: Rhizopus microsporus ATCC 52813
Lineage: Eukaryota; Fungi; Mucoromycota; Mucoromycetes; Mucorales; Rhizopodaceae
Exons: 1
Coding region: 1-1191 (396 amino acids)
Source: RefSeq, a predicted model, not a curated record